AUGGCGCCCAGUGCAGUCCCCGCCGAGCCCGUCCCCCAGGGCGUCGUGGCCGCAAAGUCUCUCAAUGGCUUCAACACCCAGUUUCAGCUCACCGACGCUGACAAGAAGGAAGUCGACUUUGUUCUGCGCACAUUCCGUUGUCUCAUUGCCGAUUUAUGUGAGCAGUUCAAGGGCGGCCACCCCGGUGGUGCCAUGGGCAUGGCUGCUAUCGGUACCGCUCUCUGGAAGUACGUUAUGAAGUACUCUCCCACAAACCCCAGCUACUUCAACAGAGACCGAUUCGUCUUGUCCAACGGCCACACAUGUUUGUUCCAGUACAGCUUUCUGCACCUCACUGGCUACAAGCACAUGACAAUGGACCAGCUCAAGUCCUAUCACUCCAGCCGCACCGACUCAUUCUGCCCUGGUCACCCCGAGAUCGAGCACGAGGGUAUCGAGGUCACCACCGGUCCUCUGGGUCAGGGUAUUGCCAACGCUGUCGGUCUUGCUGUUGCCAGCAAGCACUUGGCUGCCACUUACAACCGCCCCAACUUCCCUGUCGUCAACAACAUGACCUGGUGCAUGAUUGGAGAUGCCUGCUUGCAAGAGGGUGUGGCUAUGGAGGCCAUUCAGCUUGCCGGUCACUGGAAGCUCAACAACCUCGUCGUUAUGUACGACAACAACCAGAUCACCUGCGACGGUAGCGUCGACCUUUGCAACACUGAAGAUGUCAACACCAAGAUGCGCGCCUGCGGCUGGAACGUCAUCGAGAUUGAGGACGGCAACUGGGACGUUGAGGCCAUCGUCCGCGCCAUGGAUGCCGCUCGCAACAGCAGCGACAAGCCCACCUUCAUCAACAUCCACACCGUCAUCGGUAUUGGCAGUGCCGUUGCCGGUAACGCCAAGGCCCACGGUGCCGCCUAUGGUCCCGCUGACGUCGCCAACAUCAAGAAGAACUUCGGCAUGGACCCUGAGCAGCACUUUGUUGUCUCCGACCAGGUCUACAGCUAUUUCCGCGAGGCCAUUUCCCGCGGUGAGAAGAUCGAGGCUGAGUGGAACCAGCUUGUCGAGGCUUACUCUCGCGAGCACCCCGAACUGGCCGCCGAGUUCCAGAAGCGCGUUUCCGGCGACUUCACCGACGACUGGCGCAAGUUCAUCCCCGCCAAGGAGGACUUCCCCACGACUCCUACCCCGUCGAGAAAGUCGGCUGGUCUCGUUUGCAACCCUAUUGCUGCCGGUGUGAACAACUUGAUGGUCGGCACUGCUGACUUGUCACCCUCCGUCAACAUGAUCUGGAAGGGCAAGGUUGACUUCCAGCAUCCCGACCUGAAGACCACCUGCGGUAUCAACGGCGACUACACUGGCCGCUACAUCCACUACGGUAUCCGUGAGCAUGCCAUGGCUUCCAUUGCCAACGGUCUGGCUGCCUUCCGUAAGGGCACUAUCCUGCCCGUUACCUCUAGCUUUUUCAUGUUCUACAUCUACGCCGCCCCUGGUGUGCGUAUGGGUGCUCUCCAGCGCCUCCAGCAGAUUCACAUCGCGACCCACGACUCGAUCGGAACUGGUGAGGACGGCCCCACCCACCAGCCUAUCGCCUUGCCUGCCCUGUACCGCGCGAUGCCCAACCUCUUGUACAUCCGCCCCUGCGACAGCGAAGAGACAGCUGGUGCGUUCAUUCUGGCCAUGGAAGCCAAGGAUUCUCCCUCGAUCAUCUCCCUCUCCCGCCAGAACCUCGAGCAGUACCCCCAAUACACCUCCCGUGAUAAGGUCCAGAAGGGCGCCUACGUCUUCAAGGAGGAGCAGGAUGCCGAUGUCACCCUUAUCGGUGUUGGCGCUGAGAUGGUCUUCGCCGUCAAGACGGCUCAGCUGCUUGCCGAGAAGUACGGCAUCAAGGCCCGCAUUGUCAGCUUCCCGUGCCAGCGCAUCUUCGACAAGCAGUCAAUUGAGUACAAGCGUGAGGUUCUCCAGUACCGCUCCAAGGCGCCGCGUGUCGUAAUUGAAGCCUACGCCGUUAACGGCUGGGAGCGUUACGCCGAUGCCGGCUUCUCCAUGAGCAGCUUCGGCCACUCCUUGCCCGGCCCCGACGCAUACAAGUACUUUGGCUUCGACGAGGCCGUUAUCGCUCCCGAGGUCGCCAAAUUGGUGGAGGACGUCAGGGCCAACGGUAUUGAAAGCCUGCGGGGCGAGUUCCGCGACCUGAACCCCAUCCACCACCACUGA
This is a messenger RNA of Colletotrichum truncatum, 2199 nucleotides long. RefSeq names its product dihydroxyacetone synthase. Gene Ontology annotation, molecular function: transketolase activity. The record is from RefSeq and is a predicted model, not a curated record. Gene Ontology annotation, biological process: pentose-phosphate shunt. Gene Ontology annotation, cellular component: cytosol; nucleus. Lineage: Eukaryota; Fungi; Ascomycota; Sordariomycetes; Glomerellales; Glomerellaceae.